AUGGCAGCAACCGAGAAGCGCCCCGAGAUCAUCGAGCUCGCACGGGGACUCAAAGAUGUCCCCAUGUGCGAGGAAUACGAGCUCAUGAUCUCCGGUAUGAUGUACAACCCGCUUGUGCCCAAGCUGCUCGAGGCGCGGCAUCGGUGCCGCGGGCUGACUGCCGACUACAACGAUCUCGACACCAAGACCGUGUCCUCCGACGAGAUCUCCGAGAAGCGACUCGAGCUGCUGCGUCGCUUGGUCGGCAAGGUGGGCGACGGAACCUUCAUCGAGCCCCCGUUCCGGCCUGAUUACGGCUGCAACAUCAUCAUCGGCAAGGAUUGUUUCAUGAACUGGGGCGUCACCGUCCUGGAUACCAGCCUCGUUGUCAUCGGCGACCGGGUCCAGAUUGGAACCAACGUCAGCAUCAUCACCGCCGGCCAUGACACGAGUAUCCUGUCGCGACGGAAGUUUGUGGAAUUCGGUCAUCCCAUCUUCAUUGAGGAUGACUGCUGGAUUGGUGCGAAUGUGGUGAUUCUGCCGGGCGUUAGGAUCGGGCAGGGCUCGACCAUCGGCGCUGGGUCCAUUGUCACCAAGGAUAUCCCGCCAUUUUCUGUGGCGAUGGGGAGUCCCUGUCGGGUUAAGAGGACGAUUCCUUCUGCAGAGGAGGAGGAGAAGGAUGAGACGAAUCCGUACCGGAAUCUGGUGCGUCAGUUUUGA
Messenger RNA from Aspergillus clavatus NRRL 1, 699 nucleotides. Its product is annotated as sugar O-acetyltransferase. The transcript is spliced from 2 exons. Gene Ontology annotation, molecular function: acetyltransferase activity. Lineage: Eukaryota; Fungi; Ascomycota; Eurotiomycetes; Eurotiales; Aspergillaceae. The record is from RefSeq and is a predicted model, not a curated record. Bases 1 to 699 code for a protein of 232 amino acids.